Molecule: messenger RNA, 1371 nt
Organism: Penicillium olsonii
Lineage: Eukaryota; Fungi; Ascomycota; Eurotiomycetes; Eurotiales; Aspergillaceae
Source: the annotation of a GenBank genome assembly
AUGGACACCACUCGUGGUUUCCAAUUCCCCGUCGAGGGCCUCGAACGGAGACAUUCGGAUACUUGCAUUCCCCAGCAGCCAAUGGCCAUGCCGAUCACUUCGCAACAAAGUACUGAAUAUCAAAACCCACCCCCACACUACUUCAUGGUCUACACAGACCACAAUGGCCAGGUACACUAUGAUACCUCUGCAUCGUUCGCCGGCUGCGAAGGCACAAUCUUCACACCAGAUGUGACCAACCGAUUCAUGGAAUUGACCGGCCAAAGUGGCCAGGUCGAUUCGCAAUUCUCCAGCCCCUCAGCACGAGAACCCCACUCUUGGGGUGUACAGUCCACAUGGGGUCCUCCCCAAAGACGGGUCGAUAUGAUCCCAUGCGAACUGACAACAAGUCAAAGUCGAAAGAAGACGAAGCGAUCCGGGGGCAUCGUCAAGUCUCGACCAAAGUCCACCUCUCCCCCACCCACCACACCACCACCAGGACGAACUGUGCUGCGAGUAGGAAACCGAGCCCUACUGCGACGGUACUACGAAAAAGCCUUUGAAGACUUCCAGCAGCUCAAUUGCCGAGCCAUCGCAAAGUCAUACAUCAAGCUCGUCGAGCCUAGGAAACAAGUUCAUUACCCAUACAAUGGACGUCGAUCCAUUGCUGGUGUUGCGCAGACCGACAAUCCCGAGCAAACCAAGCCCGGAUGGUGGCCCGCUGGGGUCGUUCACAAGGAGCCCGAUCAUCUGCUCAAGCCAGAUCGCCUCCGACUCCUCGUCCACAUCCUCUGUGAGCUGAAAGAUAGCCAUGGAGUGACAACAGAGAAACUGCGAGAUGCAGGCCAAGACGUGAGACGCCAGAUUACACCCGCUCACCGGCUGCGCGUGCUCGAUGAGAUCUACUAUGUACGACACAUGGAAGAGAGGUACCUAGACGGCGAGAUCGACGCCAACACCAUGAUCCAAGUGACUCAGACCCAUCUCCCAGAAGCGAUCUUCCAAGACCGCGGCGAUAUCUCCUCCCUUGCUCACGCAGCACCAUCAACAGGGCCGUCACUUGAGACAGACAGUGAUGUGCGCGAGGCAAGUGAUGACCUACGGAUCCCCAAGCUGGAAGAAGACUCCAAGCCACAGCGCUCGCACGGCCUGCCCCUCUCACCCACCACCAGUGAGUCCAGCGGCCCUCAGAGCCCGACUAGUGGAUAUGGAUACGGCAUGGUCAUGCCACCAUCGGUGCAGGUCAUUCCUCCCCAUGAGUCGCCGAAUGUUUCCAAGCCUAUGCAUCCUGACCCGGCCUAUAUGAACGGGUAUUACACACAGCCUUUUGUCUCUGAGAAAGGGCCGGCCUUCUGGCCUCAUACCAAUUCUGUGUCUCAGUAUGGGUACUGA